AUGCGGUCUCGCAGAUGCGGGAAGGAGGAUCGUAGGUGCGAGUUUUCUUGGAAGGUUGGUUUUUCGCAGAUUUGGGCGUGGAGCCGCAUCUGCGGUGUCGCAGAUGCAGCGAUGGCAUCGCAGAUGCGGAUUUUAGGCAUGUGGGAAUUUCCGCAGAAGCGGAUGGUAGCCGUAGAUGCGGAAGCCGCAGAUGCGGAUUUGCGACUGCAGAAGAGGUCUUGGCUUAAGAGAAUGCUCGCGAAUACAGUCGAAUACAUUCUCUGCUUAGCUGGACUCCCCUGUUUUCUGCCGAGCUUUGCUACUGUAUUAAUGAAUACAGUAGCAAAAAUACAUAGAAUACAGUCUAUAGCAACUGGAAACAUAGCUAUAGGAAAGGCACAACCUAUUGGAGUAUGCUAUGGGAGAAAUGGUAACAACUUACCAUCAGCACAAGAUGUUGUAAAUUUUUAUAAAGCUAAUGGCAUAACAAAUAUGAGAGUUUAUGAUCCAAUUGCUGAAACACUGACUGCUCUUAAGGGAAGUAACAUUGAAAUAAUUGUUGAUAUUCCUAAUGAUAAUCUUCAAGCUUUAACAGAUCCAAAUGCAGCUGCAAAUUGGGUUAAUGCAAAUAUUGUGGCUUAUUCCCCAGAUGUUAAGUUCAAAUAUAUUAAUGUUGGAAAUGAAGUAUCCCCUAGUAAUGUUGCAACAUCUAAAUUUGCUCCCUUUCUUCUCCCCGCGUUGCAAAACGUGCAACAGGCGAUAACGAAAUUUCAACUUCAAGUUAAGGUCUCAACGGCUAUAGAGACGGGUAUUUUGACGAACACAUAUCCUCCUUCUGAGUCAGUAUUUAGAGGCGAUAUAAGCGAUUUCAUUAACCCACUUAUCGGGUUCCUGAAACAGAAUAACUUGCCUGUCUUAGCAAAUAUAUAUCCAUAUUUUGGUUAUCUUGGCGAUCCUGCUCAUGUGCCACUCCCUUAUGCACUAUUUACACAACAAAAUCCUGAUCCAUCAGGCUAUCAUAAUCUUUUCGACGCUAUGUUGGAUGCAACUUAUUAUGCAGUUGAGAAAGCUGGCGGAGAAAACUUGCCAAUUGUUGUUUCGGAAAGUGGAUGGCCAUCUGCUGGUGGAGAUGGAGCAAGCAUAGAUAAUGGCGGAACUUAUUACACUAAUUUGAUUAGUCAUGUGAAGUCAGGUGCAGGAACUCCACACAAGCCUGGAACUGCUAUAGAAACUUAUUUGUUUGCUAUGUUUGAUGAAAAUAUUAAGAUCGGGGCCGAGACUGAGAAGCAUUUUGGAGUUUUCCAUCCUGAUAAAACUCCCAAGUAUAAUCUUAAAUUCUAG
Molecule: messenger RNA, 1320 nt
Organism: Nicotiana attenuata
Lineage: Eukaryota; Viridiplantae; Streptophyta; Magnoliopsida; Solanales; Solanaceae
Product: glucan endo-1,3-beta-glucosidase, acidic-like
Exons: 3
Coding region: 1-1320 (439 amino acids)
Biological process (GO): carbohydrate metabolic process
Cellular component (GO): plasma membrane
Molecular function (GO): hydrolase activity, hydrolyzing O-glycosyl compounds
Source: RefSeq, a predicted model, not a curated record